GCGACGUACAUCCCGGCAGUCAUGGCGUCUCAUAGAGUCACUCCAGCUCUGCAGAGAGUUCUGUUCACCUGGCAGCACGUGGCCUGGAAGUCAAGAUGUUGUGCAGUUGCCUCUCAUGCAAAAUAUUCAACAGUUUAUGAUCCUGCUGAAAAGACAUUUGAUAAGAUCCUCAUUGCAAACAGAGGAGAAAUUGCUUGCCGGGUGAUGAAAACAUGUAAAAAGAUGGGGAUCAAAACAGUUGCCGUUCACAGCGAUGUCGACUCCAGUGCGGUGCACGUGAAAAUGGCGGACGAGGCGGUCUGCGUCGGCCCCGCUCCCACCAACAAAAGCUACCUCAACAUGGACGCCAUUUUGGAGGCCGCGAGGCAGACGGGAGCCCAAGCUGUGCACCCAGGCUACGGAUUCUUGUCAGAAAAUAAAGAAUUUGCCCGGAGACUGGCUGCCCACGGUGUCACCUUCAUCGGACCCGACACGCACGCCAUUCAAGCCAUGGGAGACAAGAUUGAGAGCAAAUUAAUUGCCAAGAAAGCCAAGGUCAACACCAUCCCAGGCUUUGAUGGGGUGGUCAAGGAUGCUGAAGAAGCGGUGAGGAUCGCCGGGGAAAUCGGCUACCCCGUCAUGAUCAAGGCGUCAGCAGGCGGUGGGGGGAAAGGCAUGAGGAUAGCCUGGAAUGAUGAGGAAACCAGGGAAGGCUUUCGCUUUUCCUCACAAGAAGCAGCUUCGAGCUUUGGAGACGAUCGUCUGCUCAUCGAGAAGUUUAUUGAUAACCCACGGCAUAUAGAAAUACAGGUUCUCGCUGACAAGCACGGGAACGCCUUGUGGCUUAACGAGAGGGAGUGCUCCAUUCAGAGGCGUAACCAGAAGGUGGUGGAGGAGGCUCCAAGCACGUUCCUGGACCCCGAGACGCGGUGCGCGAUGGGCGAGCAGGCCGUGUCCCUGGCGAAGGCCGUGCAGUACUCCUCCGCCGGCACUGUAGAGUUCCUUGUCGACUCCAAGAAGAACUUCUACUUUCUGGAGAUGAACACCCGCCUCCAGGUUGAGCACCCCAUCACUGAGUGCAUCACCGGCCUGGAUCUCGUCCAGCAGAUGAUCCGCGUUGCCAAGGGUUACCCGCUCCAGCACCGGCAGGCUGACAUUCCCAUUAACGGAUGGGCCAUAGAGAGCAGAGUUUAUGCUGAGGAUCCUUACAAGUCCUUCGGCCUGCCCUCCAUCGGCCGUCUCUCGCAGUACCAGGAGCCCGUGAACAUCCCCGCCGUCCGUGUCGACAGUGGCAUUCAAGAAGGAAGUGACAUCAGCAUUUAUUAUGAUCCAAUGAUCUCCAAACUGGUUACAUAUGGAUCCACUCGAGCCGAAGCGCUGCAGAGGAUGGAGGAGGCUCUCGACAAUUAUGUCAUCCGAGGAGUGACGCACAAUAUUCCACUGCUGCGUGAGAUCAUCACACACCCUCGAUUUGUCUCCGGAGACAUCAGCACCAAGUUUCUUCAAGAGGUCUACCCAGAGGGCUUCAAAGGUCACCAGCUGUCAGAUUCGGAGAGGUGGGAGUUGCUAGCCACCGCCGUGGCACUCUUCGUGGCCGCACAGCUCCGCUCCCAGAGAUUCCUCGGGAACCUCAGGGUCUCCAGUUCCCAGCAGGAGCAGCGGAGGUGGGAGCUGUCAGUGGAGCUGGAGAAGGGGGUCCAUGCCGUCACCGUCUCCCGCUCGGGGUCCACCUACGCCGUGGAUCUUGAUGGGAAGCGGGUGGAUGUGUCCAGCGAGUGGAACCUGGCGUCUGCUUUGUUGCCCGUCACCGUCAACGGCACCCAGAGGACCGUGCAGUGCCUUUCCCGUAGUGCAUCAGGGGAGAUCGAUCUUCAGUAUCUGGGCACGUCGUAUAAGCUGCGGGUGUUAAGUAAGCUGGCGGCCGCACUGAACAAACACAUGCCGGAGAAGGUGCCGGAAGACACCAGCAGCAUCCUGCGCUCGCCCAUGCCUGGCUCCGUGGUGGCGGUGUCUGUCAAGGCCGGCGACACGGUGGCCGAGGGCCAGGAGAUCUGCGUCAUCGAGGCCAUGAAGAUGCAGAACAGCAUGACGGCUGCCAAGACUGCCAAGGUCAAGAGUGUGCACUGUAACGCAGGAGACACCGUUGGCGAAGGGGAUCUUCUCGUUGAGCUCGAAUAAACGUCUUUAUUUGCCACUCCCUGUUUGGAUGUAACAUUACUGCGAAUCAGAGGAUGAUGAAUUAGAGAUGAAUCAUGAAUUCGCUGGAGUCGCUCAACAUGCCUUUCUGAUGUCUUGUAUGGUUUGUUAAGUACUUCAUGGGAUACUCUGACAGAUGGAUAAUAAAACCGAUUCCUGCCUGUGCCCUUCUGAGAAGGUAAUCAAAUGUAGAACAAGAGUUCGCUGCCUUGAAUCAGCAGCCCUUUUCUAAUAUGUUGUCUUUUUUUUUUUUUUUAACACAUAUAAAUGUCCUGUAACUGUGCACAUUUCCAUUAACCAGGGUGCUGUUCACUGAUCUGUUUUAUGUCCUUAUUGUAGUGCGGUUCUGUGCUCCUCAUUACAGUUUACAUGGGUGGGUUGGAUGGACCAGACACCUUGUGUGUGUGUGUGUGUGUGUGUGUGUGUGUGUGUGUGUGUGUGUGUGUGUGUGUUGCUGAGGUCUCACACACCGUUCACUCCACAAAGGAAGCGGCUCAACAGGUUAACUGUGUGACACACUUUUCCUCUUUAAAUAUGAAAUAUUGCCCGCGUCUGGUUUCACUCACACCAGUGUAGGAAUGUAAAUUUCUUCUGUGGUCAGUCAGUCUCAUGCGUCUAACGUUUCAAUUGCACAUCAUGCCCGUAGUGCGUAAAAAUUGAGCCGAGGCUUUAAGCGAUGAAAUGCUUCCAGUAGCUCUGGCUGAUGGUUGACAGCUCUGAGGGUCUCUCAUUAUUGAAACCUUGAGCUCACAUCAGUCUGACGUGCUGCACAGGUGGGGUUGAGCUCUUCUCUCUCUAGGGUCCCGCGGGAAAAGGGCGUCGCCCGUGGAUCUGUCCACCUGAAGUUAAACGUUUUACAUACAAACCUAAGACGAGUUGGACGAGUUCAGUCGUGCAGAAGAAGAGGGGAAAAGCACCGGGCAAUAUUUACAUGUCAAGAUCUAAACACUCAUCUUGCUUUUGCUUCAUUAUAUCUGCUUGCGAAAGGGAAGAAAGAGUAUAUUUUAUUUUUAUUGAUCCUCUCGUUGUGAUCCUCUCGUAAAAUUGAACCAAGAAGAGCAACACGCACGCACACAUGCACGUCUACAACUGCUUGUCCCGAGCAUUUCCAAAACAUCCAAGGAAUAUAUCACAAUACAAAUAUACAUUACAAAAAAAGGUUAUAUCCAAGGAUAAAAUAAACAUGACUUUCAUAUUUUUACAUUUUGGAAUAGCUUGCAAAUAAGUCUUUAGACCUAUUUUAAAGCGGAGGACACUUCCCUCACUAUUUUACUUUUAUUGCAUAAUAGGGUGUCAAUAUAGUAAAACAGUAUUGUCAGUAGGAUUAGUUUAUUGUGACAUCAUUUUGUUAAGGUUAAUGCCAGUAUUUACCUCCUAGUAAGAGUACAUGGGAGUGGGAAAACGAUCUACCGCUUAACGGCCUCCGCUGAGCCGCAUGUAGUCCACAGGGGUACCGUGUCAACGGAACGCACGAGCGCCACGGACCACCCAGCGGUGCGAUGUCAUUUAUUUACAUUUCUGCGCACAUUGUUUCCUGAACUUCGGUGCACUGAGAUGCCAAGACUUCAUGUGGGCAGAAUUAAAAUCAAAAAU
Molecule: messenger RNA, 3768 nt
Organism: Scleropages formosus (Asian bonytongue)
Lineage: Eukaryota; Metazoa; Chordata; Actinopteri; Osteoglossiformes; Osteoglossidae
Gene: pcca
Product: propionyl-CoA carboxylase subunit alpha
Exons: 24
Coding region: 22-2157 (711 amino acids)
Cellular component (GO): mitochondrion
Molecular function (GO): metal ion binding; ATP binding; propionyl-CoA carboxylase activity
Source: RefSeq, a predicted model, not a curated record